Messenger RNA from Xenopus tropicalis (tropical clawed frog), 702 nucleotides. It is a transcript of the gene pfn1, whose product is annotated as profilin 1. Gene Ontology annotation, biological process: actin cytoskeleton organization. Gene Ontology annotation, molecular function: actin binding. Gene Ontology annotation, cellular component: cytoskeleton. The record is from RefSeq and is marked validated. Lineage: Eukaryota; Metazoa; Chordata; Amphibia; Anura; Pipidae.
CCAACACGAGGUGACUGUCCCGCUCUCCGUCCGGUGCCUACGCGACUGCAGCAAUGAGCUGGAGUGGAUAUGUCGAUAACCUGAUGGGCGGCGGGCAGGUCCAGGAUGCCGCCAUAGUGGGGCACACCGACUCUCCGUCUGUAUGGGCCGCCACACCGGGCGGGAUAUUCAGCAAAAUAACGGCAGCCGAGAUCAACGCAGUGGUGUCGGGGGACCGAGAGAAGCUGUUUGUGAAUGGGCUGGUACUGGGCGGGCAAAAGUGUUCCGUGCUCCGGGACGAGUUCAGUGUUGCCGACAAUCAGGUUAUGGAUCUAAGGACGAAGAACCCAAAUGGGCCAACAUACAACAUAUCCAUCUGCAAAACUGCAAAAGCUCUUGUCCUGGUCAUGGGGAAUGCGGAGGUGCAUGGGGGGUGUCUAAACAAGAAAGUGUUUGACAUGGGCAAGUACCUGAGAUGUGCAGGCUACUGAGCCCCCCCCGUUACUACUGAUACAUUCACCUGUUCAGCUGCCAACGUCGGACCAACUGAUCCCCCUUCUCCCCUUAUUUUUGAUUCCCUUGUUUCGUUUAUAUUUUUUUUUUUUUUAAAUGGCCUCUUCUUGCUGCCCCCCCAGUCAUCGGAAUGAAUGGAAAUUUUUCAGGGAAACAAAUUUAUAUCUGAUUUAAAGAAAAAAAAAAAAUAAAGUAUGCUGUAUACAGUCA